This is a messenger RNA of Orcinus orca (killer whale), 1503 nucleotides long. RefSeq names its product lysine-specific demethylase 4D-like. The transcript has a single exon. The record is from RefSeq and is a predicted model, not a curated record. Gene Ontology annotation, molecular function: histone H3K9 demethylase activity. The coding region runs from base 14 to 1240 and encodes 408 amino acids. Lineage: Eukaryota; Metazoa; Chordata; Mammalia; Artiodactyla; Delphinidae. Gene Ontology annotation, biological process: chromatin remodeling. Gene Ontology annotation, cellular component: nucleus.
UUCUUGCUUAUUAAUGAAAGCUAUGAAGUCUAAGUCCAACUGGGCCCAGAACCCAAGUUGUAGCAUAAUGGUAUUUCGUCCAACCAAAGAAGAGUUUAAUGAUUUCAAUAAAUACAUUGCUUAUAUGGAAUCCCAAGGUGCACACCGAGCAGGCCUGGCUAAGAUCAUUCCACCCCAGGACUGGAAAGCCAGAGAGACCUAUGAUGACAUCGAUGACAUCUUAAUAGCCGCUCCCCUCCAGCCGGUGAUUUCUGGGCAGGCAGGUGUGUUUACUCAGCACCACAAAAAGAAGAAAGCCAUGACCGUGAGCGAGUAUCGCCGCUUAACAAACAGUGAAACACACCAGACUCCAUUCUACUCUGAUUUUGAGGAUCUGGAGCGAAAAUAUUGGAAAACGCGACCCUAUGGUUCACCAGUAUAUGGUGCGGACGUCAGUGGCUCCUUAUUCGAUGAAAACACGAAGCAGUGGAACCUUGGACACCUGGGAACCAUUCAGGACCUGCUGGAACAGGAGUGCGGAGUGGUCAUCGAAGGCAUCAACACCCCCUGCCUUUACUUCGGGAUGUGGAAGACCGCCUUCGCCUGGCACACGGAGGACAUGGACCUUUACAGCAUCAACUACCUGCACUUCGGGGAGCCCAAGACUUGGUACGUGGUGCCCCCGGAGCACGGCCGGCUCCUGGAACGCCUGGCCAGGGAGCUUUUCCCGGGCAGCUCGCGGUGCUGUGAGGCCUUCCUGCGGCACAAGGUGGCUCUCAUCUCGCCCACGGUCCUCAAGGACAACGGCAUCCCCUUCGAUCGGGUCACUCAGGAGGCUGGAGAGUUCAUGGUGACGUUUGCCUAUGGCUACCACUCCGGCUUCAACCACGGUUUCAACUGCGCGGAAGCCAUCAAUUUCGCCUCCCCGCGUUGGAUCGAUUAUGGCAAAGUGGCAUCGCAGUGCAGCUGCGGGGAGGCCCGGGUCGCCUUCUCCAUGGACGCCUUCGUGCGCAUCCUGCAACCGGAGCGCUACGAGCUGUGGAAACGCGGGCAGGACCGGACCGUGGUGGACCACACGCAGCCCAUGGUGCCCAGCAGACAGUUCCUGAACGCCUGGAGGGAGGUCCACGCGCCUGGGGGACCCGCGCUCCGCCGGAGGCACUGUCCGUCCCGCAGCGCCUCGCACCGCCGUCCGCCCGUGGCCGCCUGCCAUGGGACCCGCUGUCGAGCCCCUGUGGAUCCUGUGUCCCCGCCCCCCUAGCCGGCCCGGGGUUCUCGCUCUGCUGCCCAGUUCGGGGUUGCGGCUGCCUACAGCUCCGCGGAACCCGGUCUGACUCCGCCGCUGACCGCAGGUCCAUCUGCUGCGGAUCUCCCCCUACCUGGACGAUACGGUCCUCGUCGUCGUCCUCAGGAAGAGGGGACUCAGGAUCCGACUGUCCGGGCCCGGACUAAGAGGCGCUUGUCCUUAGACACAACACACCCAUCUCUGGACUUAGAAGCUCAGCUCCCGUUUGCCGGCGAUCC